AACGCACGUUUGGUUUGGUUCAAGCGCCAUUGGAAGUUUGCGCAGGGUUAACUUUACACAUAUUUACCCUUUUUAAAAAAAAAAAGUAAUUGCGAAUAAUAAUACCAUUCUGUUUCAUCGAGUGCUGCUGCUGCUGAGCCAGGUUAGGUGUCACAGCCCGCUUGUGGUCAACCUGAUCCAUCAUGUUUCGUCCUAAACCAACACUGAAGGACCGACAGCACCUCUACAAGCUCAUCAUCAGCCAGUUGCUCUAUGAUGGAUACACAAACAUCGCCAACAGCCUCAUCAAUGAGGUCAAACCACCCAACGUAGUGUCUCCCUCCGAGCAGCUGAUGCAGCUGGCAAAGAUAGGGAUGGAGAAUGACGACAGCGCAGUGCAGUAUGCCAUUGGGCGCUCGGAUACAGUGGCCCCCGGUGUGGGUAUUGACAUGGAAUUCGACGCGGAUGUGCAGACCAUGUCUCCGGAGGCGUCGGAGUACGAAACCUGCUACGUAACGUCCCAUAAGGGCCCAUGCCGGGUCGCUUCAUACAGUCGUGACGGCCAGCUGAUCGCCACUGGCUCUGCGGACGCUUCCAUCAAGAUCCUGGAUACUGAACGCAUGCUGGCCAAGAGUGCCAUGCCUAUUGAGGUGAUGAUGAACGAGACCGCUCAGCAAAACAUGGAGAAUCACCCUGUGAUUCGAACACUGUACGACCACGUGGACGAAGUCACCUGCCUCGCCUUCCAUCCGACUGAACAGAUUCUGGCUUCCGGCUCCAGAGAUUACACCCUCAAACUUUUCGACUACUCAAAGCCCUCUGCAAAACGAGCAUUUAAAUAUAUACAGGAAGCUGAAAUGCUGCGUGCGAUCUCCUUUCACCCAUCGGGCGACUUCCUGCUGGUAGGAACACAGCACCCCACCCUCCGUCUCUACGACAUCAACACCUUCCAGUGCUUUGUGUCCUGCAACCCCCUCGACCAGCACACGGACACCAUCAGUGGGGUCAGCUACAACCACUCCGCCAACAGCUAUGUCAGCUGCAGCAAGGACGGCAGCAUCAAGCUGUGGGAUGGUGUCUCCAACCGCUGCGUUACCACCUUCGACAAGGCCCACGAUGGGGCGGAGGUCUGCUCUGCCGUCUUCUCCAAGAACUCCAAGUACAUUCUGUCCAGUGGCAAAGAUUCAGUGGUCAAACUAUGGGAGAUCUCUACAGGCCGCACACUGGUCAAGUACACAGGUGCCGGGCUGAGCGGCCGACAGAUGCAUCGCACACAGGGUGUGUUUAACCACACGGAGGACUACGUGCUGCUGCCAGACGAGCGCACCAUCAGCCUGUGCUGCUGGGACUCGCGCACAGCAGAGAGGAAAAACUUGCUGUCUCUGGGACACAACAACAUCGUCCGCUGCAUCGUCCACUCGCCCACCAAUCCCGGCUUCAUGACCUGCAGCGACGACUUCAGGGCCCGCUUCUGGUACCGGCGCACCACCACAGACUGAGACACAUCCACAUCCCCGUGUUUCCUUUGAUUCUUCUGCCUCAACUCCUCUCGCCAAAAACCAAACAGGAUGCUGGACUUAGGUCUCCAAUGACCUCAGAUAACUUGCCAUUUUCUUCUAAAAUGUCAUUCAAUGUUUGGUUUUUUUUUCAAUUUAGAUUCCUGCUUUGGAAUUUGUGGGACAGUACCUCGGUCACACACUACUUCAUCUCAUCUCUCAAAGAGCGUGGGCACUAUUUCUACUUUUUUUUUGAUAACAGAUCUUUGUGACUUUGUGACACAUUGAAAGUUUAUCGUCUUCAAUUGAGACUCUUCGAAUUUCAAACUUCUUUUACUGCCUGGACACUUCAGUUGUAACUCUUCUCACAUCUCAUAUUUCUCAGUAGUACGUUCUAAGAGACACCAGAGAUGGAUUGUUGUCUUUUUUCACUUUUAUAUUUUGUCUAUGUCCU
Messenger RNA from Labrus bergylta (ballan wrasse), 1929 nucleotides. It is a transcript of the gene cstf1, whose product is annotated as cleavage stimulation factor, 3' pre-RNA, subunit 1. The record is from RefSeq and is a predicted model, not a curated record. Gene Ontology annotation, cellular component: mRNA cleavage stimulating factor complex. Gene Ontology annotation, molecular function: protein binding; RNA binding. NCBI's taxonomy places the organism in Eukaryota, Metazoa, Chordata, Actinopteri, Labriformes, Labridae. Gene Ontology annotation, biological process: mRNA 3'-end processing.